CACGUGCAGCUGUUUAAGUCGCGUCAGCGCCGGUGAGGACUCCGGGAGAGCAAGCUGCAGAGAGCUGCCAUGGGAGAUGAAGAUUGGGAAGCAGAGCUAAUCAACCCUCAUGUGUCUUCCUAUGUUCCUGUAUUUGAGAAGGAUAGGUAUUCUUCUGGAGCAAAUGGAGACACUUUUAACAGGACUCUGGCUUCAUCAUCAGAAAUGGGUGAUGGAUCGUCUCGAAGAGAUCAUUUCAUGAGAAGUGGAUUUGCCUCUGGGAGGAGUUUGGGAAACAGAGAUCCUGGUGAGUCUAAUAAAAGAGAAAAUACGUCCAGAGUGGGUGGUUUUGGAGUUGGAAAGAGUUUUGGAAACAGAGGUUUUUCAAAUAACAAGUUUGAAGAAGGUGAUAGCUCUGAUUUCUGGAGAGGUUAUCAAGUCGGCAAUGAUUCAGAAGCUUCAGGAUCGUCCAGAAGAGGUGGAAGAGGCGGAAGAGGUGGAAGAGGUAGUUUCCGAGGUUGCCGUGGAGGAUUUGGUCUAGGAAGUCCAAAGAGCGAAUAUGAACAAGAUGAGAGGACCCAGCGCUCUGGUGGCAUUUUUGGUUCUAGAAGAUCAGCAUUAAGUGGUGCAGGUAAUGGUGACACUUUCCAAAGCAGAAGAGGUCGUAGAAGUGGACGAGGUGGUUACAAAGGUUUAAAUGAAGAAGUAAUUACAGGCUCUGGAAAAAAUUCUUGGAAGUCAGAAGCUAAAGGAGGAGAAAGUGGUGACACUAAGGGUCGAAAAGUGACCUACAUACCACCUCCUCCACCUGAAGAUGAGGACUCCAUCUUUGCACAUUAUCAGACAGGCAUAAACUUUGACAAAUAUGAUACUAUUCUUGUAGAAGUAUCUGGACAUGAUCCACCACCAGCAAUUCUGACUUUUGAAGAAGCUAAUCUUUGUUGGAUAUUGAAUAACAACAUUGCUAAAGCUGGUUAUACUAAGCUUACUCCUGUGCAAAAAUACAGUAUUCCUAUUAUACUAAGAGGACGAGAUUUGAUGGCUUGUACUCAGACAGGCUCUGGAAAGACUGCAGCUUUUCUCUUGCCAAUUUUGGCUCAUAUGAUGCGUGAUGGAAUAACCGCCAGUCGUUCUAAAGAACUGCAGGAACCAGAGUGUAUUAUUGUAGCACCAACUCGAGAGUUGAUCAGUCAGAUCUAUUCGGAAGCCAGAAAAUUUUCUUUUGGGACUUGCGUAAGAGCAGUUGUCACAUAUGGGGGAACCCAGUUGAGGCAUUCAAUUCGACAAAUAGUACAAGGCUGUAAUAUAUUAUGUGCUACUCCUGGGAGACUGAUGGAUAUCAUAGGCAAAGAAAAGAUUGGUCUCAGACAAGUCAAAUACUUAGUUUUGGAUGAAGCUGAUUGCAUGCUGGAUAUGGGUUUUGGACCAGAGAUGAAAAAGUUAAUUUCCUGCCCAGGAAUGCCGUCAAAGGAACAGCGUCAGACCCUUAUGUUCAGUGCGACUUUUCCAGAAGAAAUUCAGAGGUUGGCUGGGAAGUUUUUAAAGUCAAAUUAUUUGUUUGUUGCCGUUGGACAAGUGGGUGGCGCAUGUACAGAUGUUCAGCAGACCAUUCUUCAAGUUGGCCAGUACUCAAAAAGAGAAAAACUUGUUGAAAUUCUACAAAACAUAGGUGAUGAAAGAACUAUGGUCUUUGUUGAAACUAAGAAAAAAGCAGAUUUUAUUGCCACUUUGCUUUGUCAAGAAAAAAUAUCAACAACAAGUAUUCAUGGUGAUCGUGAACAGAGAGAAAGAGAGCAAGCUCUUGGAGAUUUCCACCGUGGAAAGUGCCCCGUUCUUGUUGCUACUUCAGUAGCUGCACGAGGGCUGGAUAUUGAAAAUGUUCAGCAUGUUAUUAAUUUUGAUCUUCCUUCUACCAUUGAUGAAUAUGUUUAUCGAAUUGGGCGUACUGGUCGUUGUGGAAAUACUGGCAGAGCUAUUUCCUUUUUUGAUCUGGAAUCGGAUAGCCAUUUAGCACAGCCUCUAGUGAAAGUGCUAUCAGAUGCUCAACAGGAUGUUCCUGCCUGGUUAGAAGAAAUUGCCUUUAGUACAUAUGGUCCUGGCUUCAGUGGUAGGACAAGAGGAAAUGUGUUUGCACCAGUUGAUACUAGAAAGAAUUACCUCCGCAGGAGCUCUUUGAACACAGCAGGGUUUUCUUCAUCACAAGCUCCUAAUCCAGUAGAUGAUGAGUCAUGGGAUUAAGACGAAAAUAACCAGCAAGUCUGUGGUACAGUUGUGAUGCAGAGAAGAAAGUAGUUUUGAUUUUUGAUUUUUUAAAACAGAAGUAUGAAACCUUGCAUCUCCUAUCCUUCUGUUCGUACUCCCACCCUUAAAAAAAAAACCCUUACUGACUAGUUAUGUGAAAUGCUAAAAGUUACAACGAUGCAAUUACUAAUACAAAUGGUGUUAACUAGAAAGAUUAAAACAUUCUAAAUGCCUUGCCUAUUUCUAUUGUAUUCUUCAAGGGUUUUAGACAUACUUCAUGUCUAAAUGCCAUGUCUUAGUAUAGUGUUUAUUGAUCCUAGAGCAAACAGGAUUAUAGGAUACACUUUUGGUUAAAAAUUAUUGGGUUCUAUUUUUGCUUAAAAGGAGCCUUUAAACAAUAGUGUGUCACUGAAAUGU
Molecule: messenger RNA, 2637 nt
Organism: Cervus elaphus (red deer)
Lineage: Eukaryota; Metazoa; Chordata; Mammalia; Artiodactyla; Cervidae
Product: probable ATP-dependent RNA helicase DDX4
Exons: 21
Coding region: 70-2217 (715 amino acids)
Biological process (GO): cell differentiation; gamete generation
Cellular component (GO): nucleus; P granule
Molecular function (GO): ATP binding; RNA helicase activity; RNA binding
Source: RefSeq, a predicted model, not a curated record